Molecule: messenger RNA, 3944 nt
Organism: Siniperca chuatsi (mandarin fish)
Lineage: Eukaryota; Metazoa; Chordata; Actinopteri; Centrarchiformes; Sinipercidae
Gene: ubxn10
Product: UBX domain protein 10
Exons: 2
Coding region: 1737-2510 (257 amino acids)
Molecular function (GO): protein binding
Source: RefSeq, a predicted model, not a curated record
AUAUAUAUAUAUAUAUAAAAUCAUAAGUUCAAACAGAAUUUAUAAACAGUGUACCUUAAUGAAAAAAAUUCCACUUGCUUGAUGUUUGUGAAUUUGUGUUAUGUUAGAUUUGACAAUUGAUUAUUGAUCCAAUUGAGAAACAUCUUGUCUUUUAUCUGAGAAACAUUUUGUUACCUGUUGUCUAAAGUAGAUGAGGAGAUAAGUUAACGUUUGAUUAUGUCAUGUUUUUACGAUUCUAUGCUAAUGGUAGUGAGUGUAGUGGUCCCUAAACCCUACUUUGGUAAUCAAGUGUCCCCAGAACAAACUAUUAAUCCAUGUGUUUUAUUGACUUAGCUUCUUCCUUGUUUGGGCUUCCACAGACCACACUGCUAUAUGCGUAAAAAUAAUACUUGCAAAAUCAACCAAUUUUUUUCCUUCAAAUACUUCUUUUUUCUUCUGACCUCAUCAAAAGCCAAAAUGGAGAAGUAUUGAAGUGGUAACCCUUCCCUUGCCACAAACUGGACAUUUGGUGUCAAAAUAUGGAACCGACCAUAGAAACAUUAUCACACCACGUAAGGAAAUAUUUCAUGUUUUAUAUGUUAAAUUGGUUACGCAUGAACAAAUGUGUGUUAAUUUAGUUUGCCAAAAAGCCAUUCAUAGACAAAGAAACAUACAGUUCGUUAUGCUACAUAGUGAUGUUACUUGACGUUAUAAAACUCCAAUAACAGAAAUCCAAAUAGACUUAUUGGGGAUUUGGGAGAGUUAAUGCUGCGUAAAAAGUACUUUCACCACCAAUCACAUGUUUUACACAGUGGUGGAAAGCAACUAAGUCCAUUUACUCAAGUACUAGUUUGACGUGUUUGUACUUUAUGUAUUUCCAUUUUCUGCUACUUAUUUCUUUUAUUCCACUACCUUUCAGAGGGAAAUAUCGUUUUGACUCCACUACAUUAAUUUCAUAACUUUAUUUUCCUUUGCAGAUUCAGAUUGUUAAUACAAAAUAUAAUCUAGAAAUAAUUGAUGAUGUAUUAUUAUAGGUUAUGGUUAAGGUUAAUUAAAACUUUAUUUAUCCCGAAGGGGGGGGGAGUCACAAGCUACCCAGCAGUACAUAAAGUAAUUACACGUAGCCCACUUACCAACUGCAACAUGAACAACUUAAUGCAUCAAUAAUUAUAAUCCAAUAUAAUAUAUAUUAUUCUGAACUGGGCCAUUUUGCAUAAUGAGACUUUUACUUGAUUAAAUCUUUGAAUGCAUGACUUUUUAGCUACUUAUACUCAAGUAAAAGACUUCUUCCACCACUGCUUGUACCGCUGGGGUCUCUGAGAUCCCAAACAGAACUAAUGUGUCAUUUCCUGUGGCGGACUUCAAUUCAAAAUCAUGUUUAUAAGCAAUUCUCAUAAAUGUAGCAUGAAGGUGAGAAAACGGUAAAUCUUGUUAGCUAAAUUUAGCUGCAGUUGCGUACCUCUAACACCAGGGGUCUCCCCGCCUCCAACACACAAGUCGUCGUCAAGGCAACCAGACUGUCAUGGCAACCUCGCUGACGCUUAAGCGAGGUACUUCCUGCUGAAACUGGGAAACUGGACUGAAAGCGACUCAAAAGUAAUGCACACAAACGGCGUUUUUAACGUUUUAACCUGUAGUUUAGCUUCAACUGUAGGCAUCUGUUCUUCCAGGAUUGAAGCCAAGAAACAACUGGGAAUCUUCUCUGACAGACUAUUCUGAACUGUAAUGCCAGAAAGAACCUUAACAGCUGGUUAUAGAUGCAUUUAACAAGGCCAAAGUCCUCCAAAGGACGAAGCAGACCUGCUGUAAACAACUCCCUGUAUGCAGGUGACCCAGACAGCAUCCAGAGGCCACCUGUGUCUCCAGACUCUGCUGUGCACAGCAGGCCGGACAGAAACCUCCGCUCCCAGUCCCAGCCCAUAAUGUGGCAGGCCAGCCAGCUGAGCCAGGAUGAAGUUCUGCAGAUGCUGCAACACACCCCUGCUGCUCCACCACAGUCCUUAAACAAGUACAAGGUUCUUCCAUCCAUAGAGAGGAGGCAGUCAGAGGUGAGUCCUGGGAGAAGCCUGGACAAACAGAUGUCCAAGCUCAGCCUGUCUGAUGAUGCUAUCCUGCAGCAAAGGUAUAGGCAUGAGGAGCCAGAUCUCCCCAUGGUGAAGGCUGUGACCCAGACCAGCAGCUCUGAGGUGGACAAGAGGGCUGACAUGCAUCUCAGGGUCUGGCCUAAACCCCCUGACCCAGGACCAAUUACGACCAAAGAAGCUGGUGCCACUGGCAGCUUGCUCCUAGCUAUCCGAGCACCAUGUGGUAGGAGGUUUCAGCAGCACUUUGACCCCACAGACACUCUGCUGACCGUGAGAGCCAGAGCAGAGGUCAUGUAUGGAGCCAAAUACGGAGACGCUUCCAUCGAGACCAUGGAUGUGCCACGCAGGUCCUUCACAGACAUGGAUAUGACCUUGGCUCAGUGUGGCAUCCUGAACAGAUCGUUGCUGUGCAUCUCUCAGAAUGACAGCGUGGUGCAGCAUGAGUGAGCGGUUUUGUUUUGCAGUUGAAAUCUGGCUUCGUGGUGGAGUUUAAAGCCCCCCUCUCCACUCCAAAAUGUGUUUUACUUAUUGUUUCUUCCCUUGGAUGUUUGAGCUUCACUGUGCAGAAUGAUGUUUGUGCUAGAAGGCUGUUUUCACAUUCAUCUGCUGAAGGGGGAAAGCUUCUGUGCUCACCUUAAAUAUAAAGCUGUACAUAAGAGCAUGAUUUAAUAACAUCGCAACUAUCGUGGUCACAAUAUGCAACUUACACAAGUGUGACCUGGAAACCUGAAACCUCCAGUGCACAUACAAUGAGGAUGGACUCGUUAGUGAAUUAUUAGUUAAACUGUCCAGCAGUUAAACUUUAGGUCCACUAAUUCAUCUAACUGGUAAUGUGUUUUUCUGUACUAUUGCACAGAAGAUUCCAGGCAGGUUCACUAAAAUGUAUCCUGUAUGGCUGUAUAUAACCACAGCUGGCCUAUGAAGACAUUUAAAAUUAGUUUGUUCUGUUUCAGUUAGACUACACAAGAUUUUAUUCAAAACAGCAGGUAAUUAGCAAAUUAAAAGCUUUGAUCUGCUGUCAGUUAUUGAUUUAGAAAGAAAAUGUGCUUUAUCUGUGAUGCUUGCAGUAGUUCUGACAUUUAAUACCAAAGCACAAUCAGAGAUGCUGCUGACAAAUGCAGCAACAAAAAGGGUCUUAAUUUAUUUGUUGCCAUUUUCCACAUCUUUUCUUUUUUGGUUGGUGUUCUUAUGUGCCAAAUAAAGUCUUUCAUUAGGAUACAGAGGCACAGAAGUACAUCAGUCAGUAUAUGGUGAAUUCAUCACACUUUACUUUUAUACUGCAACUACUGCCCUGCUGUUUUCAAAGCAUGUAAACACAGAUGAUCCAAAUGCCCUUAAUCUUGCGACUGGAUUUGAAUUAUACAAAAUUGUAUGCUUUGUGUCAUUAGUCUAAAUAAUGCAACAUGGAGUUCAAAAAGGAGAACAAGGAAUCUUAUAUUGUAUGCACACCGAACAGGAAAACAAUAGGCCUCUUGCACACAAGACAUUUUGACGUGUCACAGGAGGAAAAGCAGGUGUAAAUAAUGAAAAUUAAUGGCCAUCGUUAUUAGCAACACCUGUGCUUUUCUUUCGGAGUCAAAAUGACUGCAGUGAAAAAGGCCUAUUUCAAACAACCCUCACUCUCUUCUGAUCAAGAACUCCUUUUAUAUUUUUUUAUAUGUUGAUGAAGACUGAAAGCACUACAAUAUUACCAAUGAAAUGUCUUUCAACAGAAAUUCAAGACAUAAAACCUGCUCUCACUCUGUAAAAUGUAUUAAAACAAACAAUUACACACUUAAGUGCAGGAGGUUACAGGCUUCUAAUCUUUUGAACAUAUUGUAUAUUCACUGAAGAAAUUUAUUUUCAAUGUCAUAUAUUUAAUAAAAGGUUCUGAACAACCAA